Messenger RNA from Chelmon rostratus (copperband butterflyfish), 5462 nucleotides. RefSeq names its product PVR cell adhesion molecule related 2 like (gene pvrl2l). Lineage: Eukaryota; Metazoa; Chordata; Actinopteri; Chaetodontiformes; Chaetodontidae. The transcript is spliced from 7 exons. Bases 335 to 1975 code for a protein of 546 amino acids. The record is from RefSeq and is a predicted model, not a curated record.
GCCGCGGCCGAGACGCACCGUCACUCAACCGGACGAGGGCUACCUGUGCGCACUGCGGCCGGCCCACACGGGGAGGGGUUAGAAUCUCCCCGUCAGAAACAGAUUGAAAGGAAGCGAGAGAGGGAAAGAAACUAACCCCGGCGCAGGUUGUGGAGCGGCGCAGACACACAGAGACAGCGGGAAGAGAAGCCGCAACUUGGCCGAUUUCAACCCAGGCGGUCUGAACUGAUCUCGAAGUUUCUUGGCCGAUCGGAGAAGGAAUAAUUCGGAGCCCGGUUGCCCCACACAGCGCUGUUGUGGAUAUUUACGUCCACCUUGCCUCCUGUUUAGAAGAAUGGCGAGAGAUUACGCAGCACGCUGUCCGGUCUCACCGGUGAGGAGCACUUGGCUGGUGGCGGCAGCGAUCCUCCUCGCAGCCCAAGGUAUCGGGGCUCAGAAAGUGCGUGUCGAGGAGGAGCUGGAGGCGUAUCCCGCAGAGGCCGUUGAUCUCCGCUGCCAGUUCAUCGAUGGAGGAGGCCGGACCAAACUCACACAGGUGUCUUGGAUAUGGGAACCCAUUGACGGUCAGAGGGACAACAUCGCCGUUUACCACCCCUUCUACGGACAGAGUUUCCCCAACUUGUCCUUCAAGGACCGAGUUAUCUUCCUCCACAACAGUCUGGAGAAUCCGUCCAUUAGGAUUUUGAACCUAACGAUGUCUGAUGCCGGCCGUUACACCUGCGAGUACGCCACCUACCCCUCUGGAAACGAACAAGGGACGACCACCCUCAUCAUGCUUGCCAAACCCAAGAACUCAGCCAACGUCGUGACGGUCCAGGCGGGCUCCAAGUCGGUGGUGGUGGCCCAGUGCGAGGCGGCGGACGGCAAACCGGCAGCCACCAUCAAGUGGCUGGCUUCGGUCGGAGGCAACUAUUCGACCAGCACCACGAACGGGCCGGACGGCACGGUGACGGUGCGCAGCGACUACCGGCUGGUCCCCACGCCGGCAGACAACGGCAGGGAGGUGACCUGCAUGGUGGACCAGAGGACACAGGAGCGGCCGUGGGUUUACCCUCUCAAGCUCUCAGUGGAAUACCCCCCUUCUGUAUCCAUCGAGGGCUACGACAACAACUGGUACGUCGGCCGUUCAGACGCCAUUCUCCUCUGCCUGGCCAACGCCAACCCUGAGCCCACCACCAUCACCUGGACCGCGGCCUCGGGUUCUUUGCCAGACACGGUGAUGGUGGACGGCAACAAGCUGACGGUGAGGAAGGUGGACGACGCCGUCAACACCACUUUCAUCUGCGAGGUCAAGAACAAGUACGGGGCCAGUCGGCACCAGAUCACCACCAUCGUCAUCGAAGCCUUGGAGGAUCCGUCCAGCGCCGGCGUCGUGGCGGGCGCCGUCAUCGGCUCCCUUCUGGCCCUGCUCUUGGUUGUCGCGCUCAUUGUCGUUCUCCUGACCCGAAGUCGUCGGCAGCAGAGGCGUGGCUACCCCAGCAGCGGGGACUCCAUAGCGACCGGCAGCGGCGGCAGCAAUGGCGGAGAGUACGGGAACAAAGCCCGGCUGCUCUUCAGUGGGACCGGAAACAGCAGCAGCAAGAACGGGACCGGUGCGAACAACAACGGGCCCAUCUACACGUACCGGGAGGGCUGCGACGCCACGGGGACCCUGACGGAAAAGGCCAACGACUUCCACCACCACCAUCUCCACCACGCCUCAAUCGGCAACCCCCCCUCCGCCCACGACAUCCUCCUCAGCGGCGAGAUGGACGAAGCCGAGAGGAGGAAGUUCGAGUUGGAUGACAGCAUGGAGGAAGAAGAGGAGCGAUACGAUAGGUUCGGAGGCGUCGGGGGAGGCGGGAACAUGCUACCUCCAGCCUACCACGUCCGCAGAGGCCACGGCGGCGAAGAAGAAAUGGACGUGUACCUCGACGACGACAUGGAGUCCCAGAGAGACGGAUCUGUCAUUUCCCGGACUGCCAUUUAUGUCUGAGCGCAGAGAGAGGGAAGGAAAGGAAAGGUGAGGGCUGAAAACAGGGAGGGGAGAUGUGGUGGAGGAAGAGGGGCGGUAGAGUUAGCCCCCUUCGCCACCAGACAGAUCAACAUCGCUUCCAUCAGCUAAACACCUACCUGCUUAACAUUCAACCUAUUGAAGAGACGCCAUCAACUGUAUCCUCUCUGCUUGACACCGACCGUAUGAUUUUAUUAGAAGAGGAUUAAAAGAAAAAUCACACAAAGGAAGCAGAGAAGCGGAGUCUUUGUGAGGCUGAUGAAGGAAAACCUGUGGUGGCAGUAGUGCACCGUGGCUGAAUAUGUGUGUUUAACUGUAUCAUGGAGACAGAUUUCAUUCAGUGUCGGCCAAAUAUAACAAAAUGGAAAAAAAAAACUGCUAACAGCAAAGAAAAACCACAGCGACUCUGAUGCGCUGCUGCUUGUUGCUUCGUCCUCGUUUCUUCAGCUUUGCAACUGUGCGAUUGUGUUGAGUGACUACAGUGUUUGUAUUUUAUACCUUACCAGAAAGCAUCGUUUGCAAAGCCGGGAGCACCAUGAACACUUGGGCCUGUUCCAAAAUCAGUGCUAUUCAAAAAAAAAAAAAAAAAAAAAAAAAAAAAACGCCUUCCUGUGUCAAAAUCAGUAGAAAAAACCCUUCAUCAGCACGUUGAACUCUACAUACGGCGGUCAAACGGCGCCCGCUGCAGACACCAGCUCUCCGAACAGGCCUGCGACUUCGCCCGAAUCGUUUUAAAACUUAAAAAAAGCCAAACUCGGCGACGGAGUUUCUCUUCACCCCAGCGACGACUUUUUUGGGCGGCCCCCCACACACGCACACACCCUGCGACACCACCUGGUUUCCUGAUGGGUGCCGCUGAAGCGAGGGCCAAUAAACUGAGUAACAUAACAGACUUAACAGUGCGUGCUAAUGUGUGGCUGGCUGUGGUGUUAAUGAUGUGCAUCAUCUAUAUCUUGAGCAUCGUCUCACUAUAGCACUGUUGUUGCUGUUGUUGUUGUUGUUGUUGCUGUAGAUGUUGUUGAUAUUGUUGUUGUUACUGUUGUGUAAUGGUGUUGAUCUCGCUAAGGAAAAGACGCACCAGGAGCCUUGGGGGUUUCACACAGUACCACAGUGGGUCGGUAAUGACUCAUUUAAUGGGUAACAAAAAAAGAAAAACCAUGUGCUUUUCUUUAUUUCCUUUUUUUCCCAAUUUCUUCUUUAAGUUUCUUCUCACUUUCUCUGUAUUUCCUCUUUCUUUAUUCUCUUCUCUCUCUCUUCUCCCUUCUUUUUCUCUCUCUUUUCUGUCUGUUCCACAUGCCUCUCAUUCUGCGCUUUCUUUAUUUACAUAAUGGGCGGCUUAGAGGAGUGCCGCAAUGACUGUGUGCAGGCAGAAGGGGAUAACUCGUAUUUAUGCUCCUAUCUGGGUCGCAUUGAACGAGGCAAAAUAUUCACCGGCUUUGUUGGAGGCUGCUAUAUUUCACGUGUUCAUUUUCGACGUCCCGCAGAAUUUUCCGAGGCGAUGUACGGAUUAUUCCGUGCUCUGUGGUCUGAUUGGACAGAAAGACACGGCCCAAGAGACAUUUCAGCGGAGGGUGUGAGAGCAGGAUGAAUGAACUCCCAAACUCCCAAACCUUUGUUUCUUGUGCACAGUUUCUUCUGAAAAGAAAUGGCACAUCUGCUGACAAGGUGGGAUUGUUUGUCUUUUGUGAGUUCACUGAACAUGCAGAACUGCAUUGGAAAAAGUGGCAAUUUUUUAAUCCGGACGAGACGCUGUACUUAAUUAAAUGACAGUACUUUUCAGAAUGGAUAUUGUUUCAACACAUUUGCUAAUGCAUAACAAGAGUUGAGCUCGUAAGUUCCUGCAACACAUUUGCCUUAUUGAGUCGCAGCUUUUUCCUACUCAUCUUUUUGACUUUCAGACCAUUAAAUGGGCAAUUUCUUAAUUAACUGUUGAAUUAUGUCCCUGGUGUUUGUUACGUUGGGAUGGUCAUGUGAUGACACAGAGGCAGGCUCUUGGGACACAGACCAACCUCCUCGGAGAUGUACAGCGAGUCUGGUCAAAGUCAGAUAAAAAGAGAUGGCGAUGAAGGCCACAGUUAAAACCGGACUGCUGCUACAUGCUUCGGCAGCUGAUCCGAGCACACCCUCUGCGAUGUAAGCUCACUGUGUCACAUCACAACCACACACUUACUCACUGCAGACAGGCAGGGUUUGACUCUGGGGUGCCUGAGUAAAAUCAAUGGUAUAUAUUUACAGUUUUUGCAUAAUUUUAGUCAAUUCCACUUUGUAGUUUUGGGCUGUUGUUACUGCUACACGUGUAAUAUUUAUGAGAAAGGAUCUGAAAAGGGAAUCUCUCCAGAAUGUGAUGAUCUCCAACAGGUCGAUCCAUUCUGAGAGGUUGAACAGGCUCAUAUUACACUGCAAGUCUUGUACCAUUCCAUUUACUCAUUACGAUGUAAGAAUAUAUUGUGAUCAUAAUUAAGAUGUUGCUACCCAAAAUGCAUCAUAAUCAGUGUUCUGUGGGUUUUAAGAUCUGAACACAGACUCGUCCAUGAAGUCAGAGCUGAGAUACUUCAUCAAGGAAAUUCAAAACCUCAGCUGAGUGAUCGUGUCGUGUUAAGGAAGUCGGUUUCCGCUCUCCUCCCCCCUGAGAGCAGGUUCCUUGUUGUUGAUUGUUGUUGAACAUUAUACACUGUGCAGUCUGUUAUUCUGUGAGUGAGACAGUUAUAUCUGCCAUGUUACGAUGCAUUUCAGUGCAGACAUUUCAUGACGUUUCACAGCGUGUUUGGACAGGUUGCCAAUUCAUCUCAAAGUAAGCGAGAAGCAGUCACUCUGUAACCUCUUUGCCACAUGUGUCACCAGUAGUCGGUCUUGUUUGUUGUAUCACUGCAGUACAGUUUUAAUUAAAGUGUGUUUUCAGCUCCGUGGGAUGCAUGCACGCUCCGAGAUCCUGACGCCUAAACUCUGUAUACAUAAAUGCAUCUGGUUUACCAAUUGAGCCAACAAGUCAUACCUACAAUAAUUAAUGUCAUGUCGUGUUUGAUCUUCUGUUCUUAUUAGAGCUCCAACUGUUCAUGAUUUUCACCGUAAAACCCCUGACUGUUGGGAGGCGCUCGGUUUCAUCUCGCUCCAGCACAUUUACCCUCUAUUUGGCCAUUGUACGCCUUAGCACAUCUUUUCUCCGGGGGUCUCUUGCAGCUCCGUAACUCGAAACAGUUGACUGUGAUCACAACUUUGGAGCCUAAUUAGUCCCAGAGUCUUGUAGCGUGCAUGUACCCUUAGUGGGAAAACUCAUCAUCAGUCAUAACUUUUGUUUUUGCACAACCCAUUUUCAAUAAAAAAAAAGCUUUCUGAAACAAUUCUCUGUGGAAAAAUGGGUAAUUAAUUAAGCCGAGCCAUGUUAUCAGUCUAUAAAUACCAGACUUUCUUUUCCUCAGCACAUUUCACAGCACCAGGGUUGUGCACCUGCUCUGGGACAUCUAGCCUCCUC